This is a messenger RNA of Trichoderma reesei QM6a, 846 nucleotides long. RefSeq lists its product as uncharacterized. NCBI's taxonomy places the organism in Eukaryota, Fungi, Ascomycota, Sordariomycetes, Hypocreales, Hypocreaceae. Bases 1 to 846 code for a protein of 281 amino acids. The transcript is spliced from 2 exons. The record is from RefSeq and is a predicted model, not a curated record.
AUGGUCUGGCAAUCAUUCUUUGCUGGGCUUGUCCUUGCAGGCUUUGGCAAUGCUGUUCCAAGCGACAUCGAAAAGAGAUCAAGCCUCAUCCUCCCAGCCCCCCCAUGGCGAGGCUCGGCCGUCCUCCCCCCCAGCGUCAUCUACGACACACCCACGGCAACGCCCUCUUGGGACGACGACGACGACGAUGAAUACUCUACCCCGAAGCCAGACCCAUACUCCGACGAGACAUGGUCUCCCUAUCCCCUCCCCACCGCCGCCGAGCCCUCAGCAACACCCCGUCCCUCCUAUUCAGCCAUUGUAUCUGUUCGCACCACGACGUGGGUAAUCUCCCGCUCGACGACAAUCACCAGUGUAAUCCUCGAAACGUACUACUCGACUCUGACGGACUAUGGCGGCUCGGCCGAGGGCGGCAGCGGGACGGUGACGGUGACGACGUCGGUGACAGAGACAGAGUCGGAGUCUGCUCCAUCGGGUUCGGAUCCGUGUGCGGCCGCAGCGUCGGGCAGUCCUUCGAAGUAUGCAAGUGAAUGCUCGGUGUCGGGAGGACCUGUGACGACGAUAACGUGGACGCCUGCUCUAACUGCGUAUUCCCUCCCGCCCUCGUCCGAAGACGAAGGACGCGCACCAGCCUCGACAUCGACAACUUCAUCAGCAGCACCCUCAACGACCACGGCAACGUCAACGUCCACAACCACGGCAACAGAGACAAACACCCAGUCCCCCACGGCAACAUCAACAGCAAACGAGAGCCCGCCCGUCGUGACAGGAGCAGCAGCCCCCCUCCACAACACAAACACUCGCGUUCUCGCAGCCGCAGCCGCGCUACUCGCCGUCCUGGCGUAA